GCUCCAGGCGCGCGCCCGACCGCUUCUUCCGCAUCCAGUCCUCCAAUACUACUGCGACAUUCUGACUAGAAGGGUUGGGCUUUUAACGACACAGCACGAGCAGCUGGGCGCACAACGUACGCAACACGUACAGACAAACGGUUACUUCCCUGCAGGCUCCCGUUCUAUAUCACUUAUAACUGCAGUUACGAUAUUUUAUGUGGACACUCUACCGUGUUAACGUAUUGCAGUGUUUAAGGGAAGUCACAACUACAGGACUCCGAGUCUAAAGAUCUAUCAGAGAUCGUGGCAGGCAGGGGUGGUAUGAGGCACAACCCUUGUCCUACCUGGCCGUCAAGGUAAAGGAGAGAAACCCCAAUAGGAGAAUUUUGAUGGACUUGAGCGUCCCGAAACGUCCCAGCUCACCGGCCGAUCAACUUCGUCCAAAUAUAGGACUAUCGUACACUUCGUCGGCGGGUCCUGUAUCGACUGUUCCCUCUGUUGGAGGAACACCGGCUGCUCCCAUUCCGGCCAUGGUACACUUUCCUCACGCAGCUGCUCCCACUACCGUAUCUCCUCAAAGACCACCCGAAAUGUUAGCCAAUGAUUCACCCUCCUUCUCCUGCAACGUCUCUACGGGGCUUCUACCAGGUAGCCUGAGCCCUUUAUAUUUAAAUUCGAGAUUAGGAGAUUCGUUGCCACCCCCUCCUCCGAGGAUCCUUCCUGAUUUUUCGCCUUACGGUUUGAGGCCUUACGAUUUUGCACGGCAUCUUCUAUCAUCUCAAACGACAGUUAACAAGAUUCUUGGUCGAUAUUAUGAAACUGGAUCGUUACGACCGGGAAUCAUCGGAGGAAGCAAACCAAAAGUUGCCACUCCUGUCGUUGUAUCAAAGAUCGAACAGUAUAAACGGGAAAAUCCUACCAUAUUCGCUUGGGAAAUUCGUGAACGACUCAUUUCUGAAGGUGUAUGCACCAACAGCACGGCUCCGAGCGUGAGUUCUAUCAAUAGAAUCCUAAGAAAUCGAGCAGCCGAGAGGGCGGCUGCCGAAUUUGCUCGAGCAGCAGGAUACGGAAUGUAUCAUCCUUACGCAGCAGCUUUUCCUUGGGGUGCAGCAGCAGCGGCAGCAACGCCCCAUCUGUGGCCACCGUUCUCUGGGCCUCAACUGCCUACAGGUGCAACGCCCGAUCCUGCAACUUUAGCGGUGAUGACGCCGCUCCGUGACCACAGACAAUCCGUAGACAAAGAUAGCGAAGAAGGGACAAGUUCCGAUAACGGAGAUAGACCAAAAUUUCGUAGAAACAGAACUACAUUUAGUCCCGAACAAUUAGAAGUACUUGAAGAAGAAUUCGAAAAAACUCAUUAUCCAUGCGUUAGUACACGAGAACGUCUGGCAGCUAAAACAAAUCUAUCAGAAGCACGAGUACAGGUGUGGUUUUCUAACAGACGAGCGAAGUGGAGACGUCACCAACGCAUGAACAUGCUCAGACCAAUGAACGGAGUAUCAAGUCCGUCACCAAGUUCCACACCCCCGUCUCCGUCACCAGAACCUCUAACACCAUCUAGUCAACCUCUCGCACCAAAACCUAUGGAAAAUUUGCCGAAAAUGGGAGGCGAAAACUCUGCUUUUUCUCCCGCUCGUCAAUUAUCACCUCAUCUACAAUCAUCACCAUCUUCUGAAUGAGGAAGAGAGAAAGAGCGUGUUCUACCAAAAAGAAAAAAAGAAAAAAAUUUAAGUAAAAGAUUAUCAAAAAUUAGUUUAAAAAACAAAAACAUUAAAAAAAAACUCGCUGACUCGUGCAAAAAUAUGAGAUUUUUGGAGCCCGAACGAGUAGAAACUCAUAAACUCGAGUGACUUUUUCCUUUCUCAUUUCUUAAAGCUUGCUGCGUGUAGCAUUAUCGAGAGACAUUUUAAACGUUUUCUUUCGAAGCAAA
Centruroides sculpturatus (bark scorpion) is the source of this 1912-nucleotide messenger RNA. RefSeq names its product paired box protein Pax-6-like. Gene Ontology annotation, molecular function: RNA polymerase II cis-regulatory region sequence-specific DNA binding; DNA-binding transcription factor activity, RNA polymerase II-specific. Bases 372 to 1661 code for a protein of 429 amino acids. The record is from RefSeq and is a predicted model, not a curated record. The transcript has 8 exons. NCBI's taxonomy places the organism in Eukaryota, Metazoa, Arthropoda, Arachnida, Scorpiones, Buthidae. Gene Ontology annotation, biological process: regulation of transcription by RNA polymerase II; anatomical structure development.